This is a messenger RNA of Solea senegalensis (Senegalese sole), 4510 nucleotides long. It is a transcript of the gene ccdc142, whose product is annotated as coiled-coil domain containing 142. Bases 1282 to 4434 code for a protein of 1050 amino acids. Lineage: Eukaryota; Metazoa; Chordata; Actinopteri; Pleuronectiformes; Soleidae. The transcript is spliced from 17 exons. The record is from RefSeq and is a predicted model, not a curated record.
UAUUUUGAAAACUGUAUUAAAUGUUUAUUAAUUUUAGAUCGGGGCACCACUCUGAAAACAGGGAAAAGACAAUCAAUCUAUGCCUUUUUAAAAUCAGGCUAAAUAAUCACUGUGAUUUGAGUAUAAUAUCAAAGAUAUCCCUAUUGAAGUAUUGUAUUGUAUUGAAGGUAUGAGUCCGAGCACAGACCCUCCUGACCUCCAUUUGUCACAGUAUUCAUGUACAAAAGACACAGAGCGUUCCUUCAAGUGAAUAAAAGUAAUAAUUUAUUAAAUCAAAUAACAAGAAUCAAUUAAACAAUCAUAUUCACUGAAAGUGAAAAUUAAUGCAUAAUGAAAAUCUAUUAAGAUUGCCUGUAGACGCACGCCUCCACCGAAGAUGACACCAAAACACUUUAACAUAAGGUUGCAGAUCUUGGGUCGAACAUGCAAGAUGGUGCCUAUGAGGAAACUCUCAUUCAUGAAUGAAAGAAAGAGAGAGGGUCGCAUUUGAAUACAAAGAUGUGUUUGAAAGCACAGCAUGUUCUGUGAAUGAAACAAAAGGAUCGCGUGCGUGAGAGUUGAUGGCUCUAAACCACACAAACUCGACACAGGCAGAGCCAGGCCAGUCUGUGAAUUUUACCGUUUAUACAGACAUUUUCUCACCACGGGACUUGUCUAUGUGCUCACAGCGGGGCGAGACAAGUCGCCACAGUGACUGCAUGAGGUGCGCUCCACACUCAGCAGCGAAACAACAACACAAACAUAUCUCAUUACGUGAUCACAUGGCGUGAGAAGGGAAUUAAUAAAUGUGUAACUGUAACAGGGUCAGUUACUACAGUAUAUUUGUAAUGUACUGCAAUUUAUUGAAUACCUGAUAUUUAUUUUAUCUUUUCAUUUUAUAACUACACAAAAUGUAUGUUAAGUUUUUAUUUUUAUAUUUUACCCUGACACGGGAGGUUAAGUUGUCAUGUGGAACCUUUGUGAUUUUCUGUCCCCCACAUUCACGUUUGAGGUGCCCACCUGGUAUUUAAGGGUGUGUCUGCCCUCACCUCUCCCCUUCUGCUGCUGCAUACUGUGGGAGAGGUUGGGAGAAUUUUGUCACUCUGUCCAGACAAGGAGCAGGGGAGAUACCUGGUGACUCAUGUUGUGACUGCGAAUGGUUCCUGGUCACAGAGGUUGCAGCGAGCUGAAAUUUUACUCAGAAGUACCUUUAAUCCCAGUCUGAAGUGGCUGUUCCAUGGUCGCAGUCAAGAGGAGGACAAUGACACGGAAGAAGGAAACUUUGUAAUUGCACACAACCUCAUGUCCCGGUCCUCUGCACGUCUCCUGCGUCUGCAACAAGCUCUUCUGACUGUGGCACCACAGUGGCAGAUGGUCAGCCAGACGCAGCCGGGCUCUCCACUGGUAUGUGUGAAAGGGCUGCCAGCAGAGAGUGAUUUCCUCCCCUCCUCCUGUUCCUUGCUACAGGGACACUACAGAACUCUGUGGAGACUCCUGGAGCAGCGAUCUCUGCUGCUCUUCAUACACGAGUACACGAGGAGGGCUCGUCUCACGGCAGCGUUCCUAUCCAGAGUGAGGCACCUGCUGGAGGAGCAGAUCCCAUCCACCUGGUCUUCAUUUAGGGUCAGUCUUGGGUCACUCAGUCAGGAGCUUCGGGUCCAUCUCAACCACUGGCCUUGUCUGUUGUCCAAAAUUAAUUCUGACCAGUAUCUGAAAUGUGCUUUGGUUCAGCACACCAGGAUGCUGCUGGAAAUCAAACAGACUAUGGACUUACUUGGUCUGCAGAUGCUGGUCUUGAUGGAACGUGUUAUUUAUGUCCUUCUGUCUGCCAUAGCCCAAAAUGAACUUCAUUCUGUACCAAGAGAUGUUCUGGAGGACAUUUUAGCUGGAACAGAUGUGUAUAAUCAGGCAGUGGAGGAACAUAGGGUGCAACACAGCUCCACCCAGCUGAGAACUGCAGUAUUACAUCAAGCAGCGUAUUCCAUACUGCACUCUGGUCUUCCAAACAGCAAGAAGCAUCACCCUGCUGCCUUCUCUGUCAAAGAACUGGCAAGGACUUUAGCAGUGCAUCAUGCAGAAAAGGCAGCAAAGCAGCUGUGCUGGGCCUCAGCUCAGAGCUGUCAGGUCUGUUUGCUCCACAACAACCAUGAGAGCCACUUCACACUGAGGUCUGAACAGACCUGGGAACAUCUGCAGCACACCAACCUGAUGUCAUCUCCUCACUUUUCUGUUGAUCAAAUCCUUUAUCUGAAGUCAUCAAUGCACUGUGCCUGCCAUGAAACUCCCCUUUAUGUCCCUGAUCUUUAUCCGGACCACCAUCUUUUGUUUUCUGAGUUCCCUUCUGUCCAACAUAAAACAGCCUGCUCUAACAGAGACCAAACCAGCCAACGCCAAACCCACCUAACCCAGAUUGGUAGAGUCCAGACCAGCAUGGAAGGUUUAGACUUCACCCAGCCAAAAGCAGAAAGAUGGGGGAGCUUAGAGAACAAAUCAAACACGACCAAUCAGCUGUCAGGCCUGCCUCUGUCUGCUGUGGGUCAAUCCUCAGUUGAGUUACUGUUUCAGCUACUGGUUUCCUCACACAUGUCUACACCAGAGGCACCACCUGAACAGCUGCUGCCAAACACAAGAACCGAUGAGUCAUCCCCAAAUAGAAAAACUGAGAUGAAAAGACUGAGUGCAGAACCAAACAAGGACCAAAACAUGGAGAGAAGUCCACUGGAAUGGACUGAAGUGAAAACUAGAACCAGGCUAGAAGUCAGUGCCAGCUCAGGUGAUCAAAUGUCUGUAGACCCAGAGAAAGCAGAGACUUUGCGAGGGGACACAACAACACAGGAGUCAGACAAUGUUCUCUGUCCGCACACGGUGCAGUGGUUGGACCUUGGUCAGUCACUGGUGUUCGCUGAUGUGAUUGGACAGUAUCGCACAAUGCUGUGGGCUCUGUGCUGCAAAGCAUUGUGGCUGCAGAUGUAUGCUCCACAAGCAGCAAACAUGGCAGAAAGCCUCAACCUCCAAGACAAGCACAGGAGUUUGCAGAUGCUUCAUCUGAUCAGCCAAACCUCAGAGACGGAUGUGAUUCCAAAGGAGAGCAGAGCCUUGCAGGAAGAUUUUAACCUGAAUCUCAUUGUCAGUACAACAUAUGCUCACUGGGACUAUGUGUUUUGCAGAGGUUUAGGGUCGUCUCUGAAAGAUAAGUGUCUCACAAAUGCAAAUCAAGUCAGGUGUUCUGAGACAUCGGAAUCUAAGCAGGAUGGAAGUGUGAUGAUGUCAGCAACCAUGGAGCACUUCCUGCUGCUGCUACGCCUGCUGCUCUCCUCUCAGUGCUGCCAUUGCUCUGAUAGAGAGGUGUCAGGCUCUUUCACUCUCUUGCCUUCCAACUUUAGUCUCCAGAGACAGGCUGUUAACCUGGCGUUGGCCACAGUGCAGUUGGCUACAGUCUGGGUCACGUACAAGGCUCAGCACUUCCUCUCCUCGUGGAGCCUCAACAAGUUUCUACUCAUUAUACAGGGAGACCUCAAAGUCCUGAUCAAGUCAUCAGAGAUGCUACUGCAUCAGAUUAAGUCUGUUAUGACGAAUUCAGACAGUGACCAUCAAUCAGCUUUUCACAACCACAACCAUCUCCUGCUGAAGCAGCAACUCAAAGCACUUGACAGGGCUGUCUCUGAGCUGCAAACUUUCUCUUCUCUGGUGCUCAACACAUUUUCUAGUGACUGCAAGAGAAAGUCAGGGGAAAUCUUUGAACAGACCAUGCCAUCCUCUGCUCACUGGAGACCCAGCCACAGAACAGGUUUCCCCAGCAGUCCCAGUGAGUAUGCAUCUCUGGCAGCACAGACUGUGAUUGGUCAGGUUUUAGAGGGCGUGGCACCAUUGCCCAAUGAUGCCCGUGUCCAAGCUCUGAGUAUAACAACGACGGCUUUCCUGGAAGCGUGGAUGGAACACAUCCUGAAACAGAGGAUCAGAUUCAAUGUGCAGGGUGCCCUCCAGCUGAAACAGGACUUUGACUCUAUCAGAGAGCUACUCCAGUCGGAGGAAUAUGGUCUGUCAGCUGAACUCCACCAGCAACUGCUCAGCCUACGUGUUUUUCAGCAGGUGGACUCUGCAAUGAUGUGUCUGCUCCAGCAGCCACAGGCUAAACCUUACCUGCAGUCCAGAACCUGGGAGCCUUUCACACGCUGCUGUCCAGCUCGCAGCAGCAGUGACAGCAUUGAUGCAGCAGUGGGAAGCAGUAUCACCAACUUGAGAUCUAUGGAGGGUGAAGAGCUCACUCAGUCUGAUCCCUCUGUUGGGACCACUGAGCUCAAUCCAGUGAACACAUCAGCCCCGGGGGAGCCCUACCUUGCACCAAGCCUUGCUCUCGGUGCUGCUCAGCAGGAGUGGUUGGACCUGAGGAUCCACAGCAAUGUCCGUCGUUGGAGGCUUCCGGGGCUGCAGUGUCUCUCCAAGUCUGAACCCUGAUAUCUGGUCACUUUCACUGGGCUUUAGUAUAUGUGUGUAUACUGUAUAUUUAUGUGUGUGUGUGUGUGUGUGUGUA